UUUGUACACUUCACAUUGCAGUCUUUCCCACUUCCUGAAAGCUCGACUCAAAGGGAUCUAUUACAUCCUCACUCUCUAUCUAGUUUCCUAGUUUCUCUUUUUGGGGAAUCUUUGCAACUUUAUUAGUACAUAACUGGGUUUUGUAUGUAUUUACAAGAUUGAAGUUCCUGAAGUUGAAAAGGCAAUGGAUCUAUUGCUGCUUCUGCUUCUUUCUUUACUUGUUUCUUUUGCUUCUGCUGUUGAGCAAGAUGGUUUCAUUGGGGUAAAUGUAGGCACAGCCCUAUCUGACAUGCCAAGCCCGACACAAGUUGUAGCUCUUCUUAAGGCUCAGCAAAUCCGAUAUGUCAGGCUAUAUGAUGCUGACAGGGGCAUGCUAGUUGCACUUGCUAAUACUGGAAUACGUGUGUCUGUUUCUGUCCCCAAUGAUCAACUACUUGGCAUCGGUCAAUCAAAUGUCACUGCAGCCAAUUGGGUUUCACGGAAUAUUCUGGCACAUGUCCCUGCGACCAACAUCACAUCCAUCUCUGUUGGAUCUGAAGUACUUACCACCCUCCCAAAUGCUGCUCCUAUCCUAGUCUCUGCACUGAACUUCAUACACUCUGCCCUGGUUGCUUCUGAUCUGGAUUCCAAGAUUAAAGUCUCCACGGCACACUCUUCUUCCAUUAUUCUCGACUCCUUCCCACCUUCACAAGCAUUCUUUAAUAGGUCCUGGGAUCCAGUGAUGGUUCCACUUCUUAAAUUUCUGCAGUCCACAGAUUCAUACCUUAUGCUUAAUGUGUACCCUUACUACGAUUACGUGAAAUCCAACGGUGCUAUUCCACUAGAUUAUGCUCUCUUUCGUCCCCUUCCUCCAAAUAAAGAAGCUGUGGAUUCCAACACCCUGUUGCACUACACUAAUGUUUUUGAUGCACUUAUUGAUGCAGCCUAUUUUGCAAUGUCUUAUCUAAACUUUACCAAUAUCCCCAUUAUAGUUACUGAAUCGGGCUGGCCAUCCAAGGGUGACCCUUCAGAGCCAGAGGCCAUAGUUGAUAAUGCCAACACGUAUAACAGUAAUCUUAUCAAGCAUGUACUUAAUAAUACAGGCACACCCAAACACCCUGGGAUUGCAAUUAGUACUUACAUUUAUGAGCUUUACAAUGAAGAUUCAAGUCCUGGACCAGAGUCAGAGAAGAACUGGGGGCUUUUUGAUGCCAAUGGGGUGCCAACAUAUAUCCUACAUUUGACAGGCUCUGGGACAGUGUUGGCCAAUGACACUACCAAUCAAACUUAUUGUGUGGCAAGGGAUAAUGCUGAUAAAAAGAUGCUGCAAGCGGCCUUAGAUUGGGCUUGUGGACCUGGGAAAGUGGAUUGCUCUCCCUUGUUGCAAGGAAAACCAUGUUAUGAACCAGAUACUGUAGCAGCUCAUGCAACCUACGCAUUUGAUGCAUAUUACCAUCGGAUGGCUCUGGGUGAAGGAACCUGCGAUUUCAAUGGGGUGGCCACCAUUACUACCACAGAUCCAAGUCAUGGUACUUGUAUAUUUCCAGGAAGCCGUGGGAGAAAUGGCACCUUCAUCAAUGGCACAUCACUCGCUCCAUCUUCAAACUCGACCCCAUCGGGCAGCCCAGCACAAAAUCUCCAUUCGGCUGAUACUUCACUAAGCUCCUUAGUUAUAGCUGUGUUAGCUUGUUUGUUUUUAGUGUAUUUUUAAGUAAUUGUGACAAUUCAUGUUUGCUCAAUUUGUACCUUUCGAAAUAUUAGUUUAGCAUAACUUCUAGCUGUACCCAAUUUUGUGCCUUAAUAGAGGAAGGAGGGUACAUAGUGAGGUGGUCUGAACAUAUAGUGGACCAGCAGCUUCACCUAGAAGCGAUCCUUUGAUUUGUACAACCAAAAGCCAAAAGCAAUGGUUUCACAUAAUUGGUGUAACAAUCUUGUUGCAUAAACAUUGGUUUUCCGGCCUGA
Daucus carota subsp. sativus is the source of this 1941-nucleotide messenger RNA. RefSeq names its product glucan endo-1,3-beta-glucosidase 3. Gene Ontology annotation, molecular function: hydrolase activity, hydrolyzing O-glycosyl compounds. Gene Ontology annotation, cellular component: plasma membrane. The record is from RefSeq and is a predicted model, not a curated record. The coding region runs from base 185 to 1690 and encodes 501 amino acids. The transcript is spliced from 4 exons. NCBI's taxonomy places the organism in Eukaryota, Viridiplantae, Streptophyta, Magnoliopsida, Apiales, Apiaceae. Gene Ontology annotation, biological process: carbohydrate metabolic process.